Messenger RNA from Colias croceus (clouded yellow), 1635 nucleotides. RefSeq names its product lipoamide acyltransferase component of branched-chain alpha-keto acid dehydrogenase complex, mitochondrial (gene Dbct). The transcript is spliced from 9 exons. Gene Ontology annotation, cellular component: mitochondrion; cytoplasm. Lineage: Eukaryota; Metazoa; Arthropoda; Insecta; Lepidoptera; Pieridae. Bases 97 to 1542 code for a protein of 481 amino acids. Gene Ontology annotation, molecular function: acetyltransferase activity; lipoic acid binding. The record is from RefSeq and is a predicted model, not a curated record.
AUAACAGUCAGUAACCGAGCAUUGCUCGCAAGGCGCGUACCCGCGUCUCUACAAUCCAAUUAGUUAUUUGAUUAUGCUUUGUAGCUAAUUAAUGAAAUGGCAUUAUUAAUAAAAGAGUAUUUAUUCAACGUGAAAUCUUUGAACAGGUGUCAUAAAGUGCGUGCUACAAGUAGAAGUAUAAGACAAUGGACGCGAACAAACAGUGCACCUAUAAUAGAAAAAACAUCAUCUGCAUACGUUAACUUCCAAGAAACUAAUAAAAGAAAUAUACACUUAAGCUAUGCUCUAGAUAAAGCUGUCGCUUUUAAAUUGUCCGAUAUAGGAGAGGGAAUACGAGAAGUUGUAAUAAAAGAAUGGUUUGUUAAAAUCGGCGACAAAGUUCAACAAUUUGACAAUAUAUGUGAAGUUCAAAGUGACAAGGCCUCGGUUACGAUCACUAGCCGGUAUGACGGUGUUGUUAGCCGACUCUAUCAUGAAGUAGAUCAAACAGCAUUCGUUGGAGAACCUCUAGUAGAUAUUGAAGUUGAAAGCAGCGAAGAAGAUGCUUCAACCACAAAAGAACACGAUAUAUCGACGAAAACAACAGAUAUCUCAACUUCUCAAAAGACAGAAAACUCGUUGAAAAAGAAUAAAGUCCUAACAACACCAGCUGUGAGGAGGAUCGCUUCCCAGUUUCAAGUAGACUUAAGUGCAGUUACGGCAACUGGAAGAAAUGGGCGUUUAUUGAAAGAAGAUUUACUUUCAUACCUUAAUAUAAGUUCUGAUAAGUCUAAUGAUGUUCCAGAGACUUUUAAAUCAGAUUCCUCUUUUAGCACUGAAUCAAAUAAAAGUAUGGAGAUAUUAGAAGACAAAGUCGUUCCUGUUUCCGGUUUUACUAAAGCAAUGGUGAAGUCUAUGACAGAAGCAAUGAAAAUCCCUCAUUUUGGGUUUAGCGACGAGUAUAAUGUCACAAAACUGGUAGAAGUACGAGAAAUACUCAAACAGGUAGCAAAUAAAAGAGGUGUCAAGCUAACGUACAUGCCCAUCAUUGUUAAAGCUGCAUCGUUGAGUUUGCUAAACUUCCCUGCUCUUAACAGCAGCCUUGACAACGCAUGUGAGAACAUCAUAUAUAAAGCUAGUCAUAACAUAGGCGUAGCUAUGGAUACGCCGAACGGAUUAGUGGUGCCUGUUAUAAAGAAUGUUCAAAAUAAAAAAAUAGUGGAUAUUGCUAAGGAGUUGAAUAUGCUACAAGAAAAAGGUGCUAAAGGUCAACUGGGUCUCAGUGAUAUUUCCGGUGGAACGUUUACAAUAUCUAACAUAGGAAUUGUAGGAGGAACUUACACCAAACCAAUAAUUUUACCGCCUCAGGUAUCGAUUGGUGCUUUGGGAAAAAUACAGGUUUUACCAAGGUUUGAAUCGGAUGGAAAAGUUAUACCAGCUCAUAUCCUCACAGUUAGUUGGUCAGCUGACCAUAGGGUCAUUGACGGCGUGACGAUGGCUCGAUUCUCAAAUCAACUAAAAGACUAUCUAGAAAAUCCUUAUAGUCUAUUAUUAGAUCUGUAAUAAUUACCAAAUAAUUAUAUUUUUUAUUCUAUACGAAUAUAUAUUUUUAUACAUAAGUAUAUACAAAUAAAGUACACAUUUAUAAUAUUGUGA